AUGGUUCACGCUCCCCAAGAGAUUGCCUGCCCUGCUCCUUUCGUUGGGGAGGAAAAGUUUCCAAAAAUGGGUGGAUACAUAGCUGGCCGUUGGUGUAGAGAAUUCUUAUUUGAGUCUAAUUCCGUAUCAUGCUGCCUGCCAUGUCCAGCUGCGGCUUUCCGGUUUUCCAAAGAAUUUACAAAGAAGUUGGAUCUCGCUAGCUGGUGCUCCGCUGCCAUCCUAUUUUUGUUUAUUUUAUUUGCCAUUACGUUCGUUGUCCUGCCACCGAAAGUGACCCAUCGUCACUAUCUCACCAGUUCGGCUGGUUUCGGGUUCGUGAUAUUCUCUAUGGCAUUUAUCGUCUCUCUCUCGCACUCUCCAGAGCAAUGCUAUGACGAUAUCACCCCCAAUGACAAUUACUCUGACACUAUGUGUGCUACCACUGGGAUAUUGCUCAUUUUGGGUAUCUGGAUAGUGGCUUUUACCUGUUUCUUUCGAGCAUUAUCAUUUCAUUUGCACGUUGUUUGGGAGAGGGGAAUCGGUCGCAAGUUCAUGUUUGUCUCAUUAGCAAGCAUUUCACUCUUUUCGACUGUCUUCAUUGUGCUGGAUAUUGCCGUCACUGGGGUCUCCUACCAACUGGGCAAUGUCUGUUACGUUAAUCCAAGUAAGAGCUUGGGAACAUUCUGGGUUCCACUUCUCACUCUCGCGGGGCUUAUUAUCAUACUUCAGUCAUGGACAUUAAUCUACUGUGUGCGAGUCGUUAUUCACCAGAUCUAUAAAGAUCGCGCGAAGAUAUUUCCGGGGGCCCCAAACUCAUCACCCCGGCAAGAUGGACAUCAUGAAUUACACGAUGCUUUCUUGCGGAUCAAAAAUAUUCUUGGUAUGCAAUGGCGUUCUAUUGCAAUAGUUCUUAUCGCACUUCUCCAUGUGGCACUCUUCUCCGGAGUUUUUCUCAGCGUGAAUAAGAUUUAUACCUCUCCAACUGAUAAAAUCAUCCCAUGGAUCAACUGCCUAUCGAAAUUUGGAGAUGAAAAGAUUUGCAGUAUGUAUAUCGCUGGGCUCAGUCCAAGUGAGCACCUCGUUGUGAGCGUAUUCUUCCUGUUUGCUUAUUUUAACGUGAAGUUAGAUAUGUGGAAUAUGGGGAAUCAUUUUGACCUUUCGUUCAUCCAUGAUUCAAGGUUGGAGGCAACUUCUGAAAUCCCAAUCAGGAAGAAAGGUCAAGAAUCAAAAUGGUUCCAACUCACAAAUAAUCAUGCUGCCAUUGGAAACUGUUCUAUCUGA
Messenger RNA from Talaromyces proteolyticus, 1260 nucleotides. RefSeq lists its product as uncharacterized. Bases 1 to 1260 code for a protein of 419 amino acids. The record is from RefSeq and is a predicted model, not a curated record. The transcript is spliced from 6 exons. NCBI's taxonomy places the organism in Eukaryota, Fungi, Ascomycota, Eurotiomycetes, Eurotiales, Trichocomaceae.